AUGACAACUCCGGUCAUAACGAAAUCAUCAGAGAAGAUUGCCAUGACUACACCGGUUGUGACAAAGGCAGGUGGGGAUGAGGGUAGAAUGGUGACUAUGCAGUUUACAUUACCGGCGAAAUAUGGGAAGGCGGAGGAGGCGCCGAAGCCGGUGGACGAGAGGGUGGUGAUAAGGGAGGAGGGAGAGAGAAAGUAUGCGGUGGUGAGGUUUAGUGGGGUGGCAAGUGAUGAAGUGGUGGAGGGGAAAGUAAGGGGGUUGAAGGAGUGGUUGGAGAGAGAUGGGCAUAAGGUGGUUGGGGAAUUUGUGUUGGCUAGGUAUAAUCCACCUUGGACUUUGCCCCCAUUUAGGACUAAUGAAGUCAUGAUCCCUGUUGAAUGA
Molecule: messenger RNA, 378 nt
Organism: Ilex paraguariensis (yerba mate)
Lineage: Eukaryota; Viridiplantae; Streptophyta; Magnoliopsida; Aquifoliales; Aquifoliaceae
Source: the annotation of a GenBank genome assembly